Arachis stenosperma is the source of this 2697-nucleotide messenger RNA. RefSeq names its product probable LRR receptor-like serine/threonine-protein kinase At1g05700. NCBI's taxonomy places the organism in Eukaryota, Viridiplantae, Streptophyta, Magnoliopsida, Fabales, Fabaceae. Gene Ontology annotation, molecular function: protein binding; protein kinase activity; ATP binding. Gene Ontology annotation, biological process: protein phosphorylation. The transcript has 13 exons. The record is from RefSeq and is a predicted model, not a curated record. The coding region runs from base 1 to 2697 and encodes 898 amino acids.
AUGGAAAAGAUGUUCGCAAAUUCUGUUUUUCUAUUGCUUGGAGCUAUUUCUUUCAUAGCAACGGUCCAAGGCCAGGAUCAAUCAGGAUUUAUUAGCAUAGAUUGUGGGCUACCUGAAAAUUCCAAUUACACUGAAAAGAACACAGGAAUCAAUUACAUUUCAGAUGCUAAUUUCAUUGAUUCUGGUGUGAGUAAAACUGUGUCACCCCAAGAUAAGACUACUCAUCCACAAUAUUUUAAUUACCUUCGGAGUUUUCCUAAUGGAAUAAGAAAUUGUUACAGAAUAAAUGUAACAAGUGUUACUAGAUAUUUAAUCAGAGCUAGUUUUUUGUAUGGAAACUAUGAUGGUCUUAAUACGCUUCCAGAGUUUGAUCUUUAUCUUGGAGUUCAUUUUUGGGACACGGUAAAAUUCACAAAUUCUUCAGUCAGCAUAAACUAUGAGAUCAUUCACACUCUAUCGCUGGAUUAUAUCCAUAUCUGCUUGGUUAACAAAGGCACAGGGACACCAUUCAUUUCAGCUAUAGAAAUGAGGGUUUUGGGCAAUGUCGACUCUACUUAUAGCACUAUAGACUCAUCUACACGAUUGGCACGAUUCCGAAGGUUGUAUUUUAGUUCUAUCACCAACUUAAUAUACAGGUAUCAAGAUGAUCCUUAUGACCGGAUAUGGGAGCCUUAUUGGGACGACAAGUGGAGACUAAUAAGCAGCAACCAUAGCAAUCAUGCCCUUGAUCAGGAUGCCUUUAAUCCACCAGCAGUUGUGUUAGAGACUGCAGCCACAUCAAUAACUGCUACUGCCUCAUUAGAUUUCCAUUGGGACAAUGAUGACAAUGAAACUCAGCACCAAUACUAUUUCUACCUACACUUCACGGAGCUUCAGCAGUUGGGUGCAGAUCAUACAAGAUCAUUCAAUAUCAACAUGGAUGGUGAGACUUGGAAUACAGCUGAAUCACUCAAAUACGGAAAAGUAUACACCAAACAUGUUAGAGGACUUUCCUCUGGAUGCAGAAAGUGUAACAUUUCACUUAUUCGGACAGAAUCUUCCACCCUUCCACCCAUUAUCAGUGCUCUUGAGAUUUAUUUAGCGAAAAAUUUCUCAUCACAGUCAGAAACCGACAAAGACGACGCGGAUGCAGUCACAAACAUUAAGAAGGCUUAUAGGGUGAACAGUAGAAACUGGCAAGGAGAUCCAUGUCUUCCCAAUGCAUACAAAUGGCAAGGUGUAGACUGUAGCACUAUUGAUGGCUUUCUAAGAAUCACAUCCUUGAAUUUGUCUUCAAGUGGACUCACCGGACAUAUACUGACUGAUAUCUCCAAGCUUACUAUGUUAAAGUCCUUAGAUUUAUCAGACAAUGGUUUAAGUGGGAAUAUACCUAAUUUUUUGGCGCAACUGCAAUCACUAGAAUACUUAAACUUGGCAAACAACAACCUAACAGGGUCAGUUUCAAAUGAACUCCUUCAAAAACAAAGUGAUGGUCGAUUAACCUUGAGUGUGGGGAAAAAUCCAAAUCUUCUAUGUGUAACAACUUCAUGCACCCUGCAAACAAAUGCUACAAGAAAGAAAAAGAAUAAUGCAGUUAUUACAGUGGUAGCAUCAAUUGCAGGGAUAUUGCUGCUUCUAGGGAUUGCAGCAGUUAUAAUCGUUCGCCGAAGAAAGACCUAUGAUGCUGCUAAGAACGUUGUGCUUGGGAGGCGUCAUAAUCCAAUUAAGGAGUCAGAAAUGGAAACUAAGCAACGAGAGUAUUCAUUUAAUGAGGUGGUUAAGAUGACCAACAAUUUUGAUAGAAUUCUUGGCAGAGGUGGAUUCGGAACAGUUUACCAUGGCUUUAUUGAGGACAUUGAAGUGGCUGUCAAGAUGCUUUCGUUAUCAUCAGUGCAAGGAUAUCAACAAUUUAUUGCAGAGGUUAAGCUUAGAGUACAUCAUCAAAAUCUGACUUCUCUUAUUGGUUAUUGCAAUGAAGAAACUAAUAUAGGACUCAUCUAUGAAUACAUGAAAAAUGGAGAUUUAGAUAAAAAUCUUUCAGGAAAAAACAAUAGGGGAAGGUCUUUGAACUGGGAAGAUAGACUUCGAAUAGCAGUAGAUGCAGCCCAAGGAUUGGAAUAUCUGCAUAAUGGUUGUAAGCCACCAAUAAUUCACAGAGAUGUGAAAUGUCCAAAUAUUCUAUUAAAUGAAAACUUCCAUGCCAAACUGGCUGAUUUUGGAUUAUCCAAAUGUUUUGCGGCUGAGAGCGACACACAUGUGUCAACCAAUGUGGCGGGAACUCCAGGCUACCUAGAUCCUGAGUACACAACAUCAAAUAGAUUGACAGAAAAAAGUGAUGUGUAUAGUUUUGGAGUAGUUCUUUUAAGGAUAAUUACAGGUCAACCAGUGAUAAUAAUAAAGGAAGACACAACUCAUCAUAUAAUUCAACGGGUUAAUUCAAUGAUUGCUGAAGGGGAUAUAACAAAAGUUGUUGACUCAAGGUUACAAGGAGAUUUUGACAAUAAUUCUGCAUGGAAAGCGGUUGAAAUAGCAAUGGCCUCUGUAUCUGCCACUUCAGUGCAAAGGCCAUACAUGAGAGAUAUAGUGACACAGUUGAAGGACUGUUUGGCCGCAGAGUUAGCCCGAAAACAUAAUAUUUGUGACCUUCAAAAUGAAGAUUUAGUUGAACAGUUCAGUGUGAAUUUAAUUAGUACUGAUAUGACUCCAUCAGCUAGAUAG